UGGUCCAGGCACCAUCCCUGGAAACACACAGGAGCCGCUUUUCUUUCAGAAAAACUGUGUCUUCCCUGGUGUCCAGGAAGGGUCUGGAGCAUCCUCCUCAGUGGGGCAGUUCCUACUGUGGGCUAUGGGUCCAGAGUGGGCUUCCUGUGGACUUCCUAUGACCCAAGACCUCCUAAGUUGUCGGUGAACUUUACAUGGCAGAAGAUAACCGGUUUGCACCAUCGUCCUCCCUGAGGCUCAUCCUGGUGGGCACAUCCGGCUGCGGGAAAAGUGCCACCGGGAACAGCAUCCUCUGCCAGCCCGUGUUUGAGUCCAAGCUGGGGGCCCAGGCUGUGACCAGGAAGUGCCAGAAAGCCACGGGCACAUGGAAUGGGAGGAGCAUCCUGGUGGUGGACACGGCCCCCAUCUUUGCGGCAAAGGCCCAUGGCCAAGAGAUGUACGAGGACAUCGGGGACUGCUAUGUGCACUCCGCCCCGGGGCCCCACGUGCUGCUGCUGGUGACGCAGCUGGGCCGGUUCACUGCCCGGGACACGGAGGCAGUGAGGAGGGUGAAGGAGGUCUUUGGGGCAGGAGCCAUGAGACACGUGGUGGUCGUCUUCACCCACAAGGAGGACUUAGGGGGCGAGUCCUUGGAUGAGUACGUGCGCAGCACAGACAACUGCAGCCUGCAGAGCCUGAUCCGGGAGUGUGGGGGGAGGUACUGCGGCUUCAACAACCGGGCCACCGGGGAGGAGCAGAGGGGGCAGCUGGAGGCCCUGAUGGUGGUGGUCGAGAGGCUGGAGAGGGAGCACCAGGGCACCUUCUACACAAACGACCUCUACCUGGAAGCCAAGGAGAUGCAGGGGCGCGUCGGGAAGGAGCGCAAAGACUACCUGGCCAAGGUGCGAAUGCAUGUGAAGAAGCAAAAGCGAGACCUGAAGAAGACGGAGACUGGGAGUAAAUGGCUGCCCAAUAAGGUCCCCAAGUUCCGAUAGAAGUACGUAACUUCAACUUUUUUUAUUUUAAUUUUCAUUUGCAUGAAAUAUGGAUAU
Messenger RNA from Molossus molossus (Pallas's mastiff bat), 1031 nucleotides. RefSeq names its product GTPase IMAP family member 5-like. Gene Ontology annotation, molecular function: GTP binding. Lineage: Eukaryota; Metazoa; Chordata; Mammalia; Chiroptera; Molossidae. The transcript is spliced from 2 exons. The coding region runs from base 195 to 974 and encodes 259 amino acids. The record is from RefSeq and is a predicted model, not a curated record.